AUGGAGCCGGCUGGCCGCCCCGAGGACCUGUUCGAGCUGCUCGAGCAGCUUGGCAAGGGGAGCUACGGCGCCGUGUACAAGGCGCGGCAUCGACCCAGCGGCACGAUCGUCGCCGUCAAGGUCAUCCCGCUCUCCGGAGAGGACGAGGAGGGCCUGGAGGACAUCCGGCGUGAGAUCGCGGUGCUGCGGGAGUGCGUCCACCCGAACGUGGUGCGAUACUUCGGCAGCUUCACGGGCACCGAGUACCUCUGGAUCGUCAUGGAGCAUUGCGGCGGGGGGAGCGUCCGCGACAUCCUCAGCGCGUCCAACAGGCCCCUGCGCGAGGCUCAGAUCGCGUACCUCUGCGGCGAGACGCUCAAGGGACUCGUGUACCUCCACUCCAUCUUCAAGGUGCACAGGGACAUCAAGUGCAGCAACAUCUUACUCACCGAGAGCGGCGGCGUCAAGCUCGCCGACUUCGGCGUCGCCGCUCAGCUCACGCGGACGAUGAGCAAGCGCAACACCUUCAUCGGCACCCCACACUGGAUGGCGCCCGAGGUCAUCCAGGAAUCGAGGUACGACGGCAAGGUGGACGUGUGGGCGCUGGGCAUCUCCGCCAUCGAGAUGGCGGAGGUCCAACCCCCGCGGCACAACGUCCACCCCAUGCGCGUCAUCUUCAUGAUCACCAGGGAGCCGUCGCCGAGGCUCGACGAGUCACCGUUCGUGGAUAAAAGCGGAGAGAGAACCGAGUGGUCACCCGCGUUCCACGACUUUGUCGCGCAGUGCCUUCGCAAGGAGACCUCGCGGCGACCGACGGCGACGGAGCUGCUGCCGCACAGGUUCCUGCAGUCGUCCGCCGGCAGCGGCGCCGGGCUUGUGCCGAUGAUCGUCGCGGCGAAGCGGUGGAAGAGCAAGGAGGAGGAGGAUGGGGAGGGCGGCGGCGGCGGCGGCGGCGGCGAGGAGGCGCGGGAGGGGGAGGAGAAGAGGAGAGAGGAGGAGAAGAGGAGAGCCGCCGAGGCAGGCGCGUCCGGGGCGAAACCCGCGGCGUCGUCCUCGGCGCCGGUACGGAGCACGGAUUUGAGCUCGAGGACGGAUCAGGGGAGCACGAUGAGCACGGAUACCGGUUCCGUCAUCGUCAAGGACAUCGCCGCGUCGUCGGCGCCGGUGGGGGGAGAGACAAACGGACCCGCGACGACGAACGGACCCGCCGGGCCUCCCGGUCGCCCCGGACACGCGCGGAAGCACUCGAGCGCGACGAUCCGCUUCGAUCCGUCCAUGGCGGCGGCGGCGAUGGCCGCCGCCGAGGCUGCGCUGGACAGCAUGUCGCCGCCGCAGUCGCCGGCGGGAACGCAGACGAAGCAUCCGCCGCUACCCGCGCCGGAGGUGUUCGUCUCGCUGGAGGACGACGACGAGAAGAAGAAAAACGGGAAUCGAACCGACGACGACGGCGGCGACGGCGCGGUCGUCGGUUCGAUUCCCGGCGACGGCGACGACGACGGGGCGUGGGCAUCGCCCAGGGUUUCGGACGCCGGGACGGUCGUGAUCGCGCCGAGCCCGCGGGGGAGCGACGGGUCCGCGGCGGAUCGAACGUCUCAGUCGUCUGGAAAGAUCGAUGGAAACUUUCCGGACUUUCCGGACGAGUCGCACGAGCCGGCGUCGAGGAGGGACUCGGAGUACUUCGAGUCCGUGGAGUCGUUCGACGUCAACGCGACGAUGAUCGAGCGGGGCGACGACGGGGAAGACGAGCCGGCGACGGGGACGCGCGAACAGCCUCCUCCUUCUCCUCCUCCUCCUCCUCCUCCUGCUCGUCCCGCUCCCUCUUCCCCUCCUUCACAUCGUCCCGCUGGCCCGUCGCCGCGUUCGCCUCCCCCCGAGCCCGCGAGGGAGUCCACGACCGUCCUCCCCGGCGGCGCCGAGUCCGAGUCUGGACUGGACCCGACGCUUUUGAUGCGAAUGUUCGUGGGCCGCGAGCUCACCGCGGAGGAGGAGGCCGGCGCGAGGGACGGGGGCGGGAUACCGACGACCGCGUACGCGCCGCCGGCCCCGCCAGACGAACCCGAACCGUCGCGACGAUCGGAACCCGAACCGUCGCGACCGGCGCCGGAACCGCCGGAACCGCCGGAACCGCAGCCGGCGCCAGAGGAACGGCGCGGUUCGGAUCCGAUGGCGGGCCGGUCGUUCUUCGCGGAAAACCCGGACAUCCGGCGCCUCUUACCCGACGGCACGAUCGACGUCGCGGGGCUGCUGAAGGCGUACGCCGGGAUCGAGAUCGUGGAGCGUCGUCCAGAGGACGUGACGUACGACGAACGUUCGAGCCCGUGGCAUCCCGCCAACGCGAUGCGAUUCGCGUUGCAAAACUUUUUGGUGGACCACGAGACGGGUGAACCGCUGAACCCGAACGCGGACCACUCGCUGAGCCUCGACGGCUACCUGCGAUGCGCGCUGCGCGCCGACGAGCCCCCGUCGUUGCCGACGAGCGAGACGGAGCUGAGGGAGGAGUGCGAGGAGUACCACGCGUACCUGGACGAACUGGCGAACGAGGAAUCGAUGAAGAUCUUCAUGGACCCGACGCUCGAUUCGGAAUCCGAGGCGAACGAGUCGGACGACGACGAGUGGUCGGCACGGUACGAGGUUCGCGCCGUCCCGGGAGGGGGAUGGGCCACCGAGGAAGCCUUGGAGUGGCGCGCGAGAGACCUGGCGCGACGGCACAGGGAGUUGAUGAGGGACGGGGUGAUUGAACCGGAGUUGCGCGAGAGCGACUUGGACAUCCGCGGGUACGAGCCCACCAUCGCGCAGAUCUGCGCGGCGAACGCCAACGACGAGCCGCUCGUUUCACCGGAUAACAUCCCGCUGGACCACCUGAUGGAGGAGGAUCCGAUGGCGCUCGCGGUCGCCUACUGCGACGCCGCGCAUCUUCCUCGGGACGUCGCGCGAUCGAUGCUCGACGAUCGCUCGGGCGCGUGCGAGCGACUGGUUCGGUGUCUGGCGUGGAAGACGGGGCGGGGCGGCGGGGCGUCCGCGCUUCGGUUCGACAGGAGGGCGUGCCGGCGCUUGAGACGAGCGUUGGUGUGGUACCUCGGGACGCUCGAGGAGGAGGCCGAAGGCGGGGAGGGCGGGUGA
Molecule: messenger RNA, 3099 nt
Organism: Micromonas commoda
Lineage: Eukaryota; Viridiplantae; Chlorophyta; Mamiellophyceae; Mamiellales; Mamiellaceae
Exons: 1
Coding region: 1-3099 (1032 amino acids)
Biological process (GO): regulation of MAPK cascade; protein phosphorylation; intracellular signal transduction
Molecular function (GO): protein kinase activity; ATP binding
Source: RefSeq, a predicted model, not a curated record